Molecule: messenger RNA, 1780 nt
Organism: Racocetra persica
Lineage: Eukaryota; Fungi; Glomeromycota; Glomeromycetes; Diversisporales; Gigasporaceae
Source: the annotation of a GenBank genome assembly
AUGGGAUUAAGUCACUCUUCUUCUUAUCAUUCUUCUCAUGUGAGGAGCGUGACAGAAUAUGGUCCAGUUAUUCUCGAACCACAUUCAGAAAUAUACCCGCGUUUGCCAAUUUGUGAAUUCAUGGGCUAUGACAAUAAAUCAUACAGCCCACAAUUCGAAUUGUUUGUUCAAAGUUAUCAAGCGCUAUAUGAUCGUCCCUGCGAUGACACACGAUCAUAUUACCAGGUCGUUGCACUCCAUGCACUGCCUUUUAAAGCCUAUGAUGGAGUUACUGGUGGCGUUCAUGAAUACAGAAAUGAAACGGACUGGAUAAAAGGUCGUUAUGGUGGAUAUUGUCAUCAUGGAGAUGUUUUGUUUCAACCAUGGCACCGACCCUAUUUACUAUUAAUAGAAUCGCUAUUAAUUAAUGAGGCAAAGAGAAUUGCUUUACAAUACCCAGAUAAUGAAAGAGAAAAGUACGUCGAAGCAGCAAAUAAACUUCGCCAUCCCUAUUGGGAUUGGGCUGCUGAAGAGGCAAUAAAGGGCAUUCCGGAUGCAUUUACAGAAGUUGAAUUCGAAAUAAAUACGCCAAAAGGCAUUGAAAAAGUCAGAAAUCCAUUAAAAAGUUAUAUAUUACCUGUAGAUCUUUCAUACCCCCUUGAAAAAGGUCGAAACCCAACUGAUAAACCCCAUUAUAAAAUACCAGGCCUGGAUCGUAAUCCAUUUACACCUGCUGGUUAUCCUACUAUCAGAUACCCUAGCCCUAACUAUGAAGAUCAAUAUCAUUUAUUAAACCUAAAUAUGACCAUAUAUAAUCCUACAGUCUUUAGACCAGGAUAUUAUCAAACAUUUCAUAUUGAUAAUUACCUACACUUUAGCAAUAAUGCUUUAAGAUCAAAUGGUAAAGAAUUGGGAGAGUUGCUCACAGCUCAUCCGAUACCAAAAUUGAUUGGAUAUUCACAUUUUGCAUCUAUCGAAACAACUCAUGAUGCUUUUCAUUUCGUAGCUGGUGGUCCUGGUGGUCAUAUGUCUUAUGCGGAUAUAACUGCAUACGACCCAUUAUUCUUUUUUCAUCAUGUCUUUGUUGAUCGUAUAUUUGCUCUUUGGCAGGCAAUAUUUCCUGAUAGCUGGGUUCCGGAAAAUAUUAGUGUUAAUGGAACUCAUACACUAGAAAAAUAUUCAGUAAUAAAUGAACAUACAGACCUAACACCAUUCCGAAAAUCAAAAACAAAAUUUUGGACAGCUUCAGACAUUAGAUAUAUAGAAAAGCUUGGAUAUACUUAUCCCGAAUUGAUGAAAUUUAAAGGUCAAGAUCGAAAAAAAUUGCAAGCAUAUGUUCUUGCAUACUAUAAACCUGAUCGGCUUUAUGGACGUAGAUUUUUCGCAAAAUUAACUAUAGAAGAGUGUAAAUUAGUUGGAUCAUACGUUAUUAAAGUUUUCGUUGAUUUGAAAAAUGCAACUGCAGAGACACCAAUAACUUCACCUCAUUUUGCUGGCUUAGUUGCCGUUCGGCGUAAACCUCGUGGAGGUGCUACUUAUUUCGUAGGAAGUGUCGAUAUUACAGCAGCUAUGGAUCGAUUGGGAAUACGAACACAAUCACACGAUUAUUUUUACGAUGUUGAUCCCAAGACAGGCUUGUUAAAUCCGAAGGCAAUUUUUGAUGUUAAAAAUGAUAUCAACAUAGUUGCUUGUUAUUUGAACGGAACAGGAAUUAGUCCGAAAGAAGCUGGUGUUGAAAAGGUUGAAGUUUAUUCACUCCAACAUGAUGAUGUGGAUCCAAAUUUCUUAGUCGAAAAUAGUG